This is a messenger RNA of Microthlaspi erraticum, 1257 nucleotides long. Lineage: Eukaryota; Viridiplantae; Streptophyta; Magnoliopsida; Brassicales; Brassicaceae. The record is from the annotation of a GenBank genome assembly.
AUGUCGGAGGCUCUGCCUCACCCUCCAAUCCCUCGCGAUCCGAAUCCCGUGAAGAUUGUUGAAGUUGAGAUGUUCGGUUCUCCAAGUUCUUCAGUUCCCAAAACUGUUUAUGGGUCUUCUCCGUCGUUUCCUACUGCCUCAGGAUCAUUGGGGCAUGGAUCUGGUUUUAAUUGGGCUAAGAAUCUUAGCUCCGCCGGAAAAAUUCUUGAAUCCAAAGCUCUAUUUACAAUCUCUGAUUCAGGGCGUCCCCGAGUCAAAGUGUCGAAUGAUGUCUUUGAGCGUGGGGCGAAACUCCAUAGCGAUUAUAUUGUAGGAAUCUUUUAUGGAAAACCUCUCUCUUACGGGAAGAUUUGGGGAGUUCUCAAUUACCUCUGGGAAAGGGACAAGAAAGUAUCGAUUCAUAACCUUACUUCAAACGCCUUCCUCUUUCAUAUUAUGUCGCCUUCGCUUCGGAAAAAGAGAUCGGAGUUCAGCUUCAACCCUCCAUCUCUUGAUAGAGCUCCGGUUUGGACGAUUAUUAAAGGUAUUCCCUUUGAUCUUUUAACUCCUGAAGGUUUGGGAAUUGUCUGUCAUCCGUUGGGAAAAGCGGUGGAUCAUAAGCCGUUUCCAAGUAUUUCAUCUGCUGAUGUAAAGGUUGUGGUGGAUCUUACAAGACCCUUGCCCCCGGAAAUGGAGUUAGAGAGAGAUGAUGGGCAGAUUUUGAUUCUCCAAGUAAGCUAUCCUUGGUUGCCUCCUAUGUGUCCUCUCUGUGGUGAAAUAGCCUCAUUUGCGCUCUCAAGACCAGAGGAAAGACAGAGCUCCACAAAGGAAGCUAUGCCUCAAUGGAAACCGGUUUCUGUGUCCAACCCUUUGGAAGAAAAAAACUCAGAAAGUCCAGAGACAUCUGAUAUGGCUAUCACUCUAGUUAACAGUCCCACUUUGGAUUUGGUUCCUGCUUUUGUUGAGAAAGAUAGAGUCUCUCCUCCUUCAGUUUGUUUGGAUUUGGUGGUCACAGAUAAAUCUUCAUCUCCGAUACGAAAAUUAGCACAUAAGAAGCUUCCGGAGUUAACUUCUUCUUCAACUCCAAGGCUAUCUAACUCUUUUGACAUCCUCAGUGAUAAUAAUUUACCUUUGGAGAUUUCGGAUUCAUGUACUCAGGCAGCUGAUUCUCUUGCUCCGUCUACUAUUCCGAGGAAAAAGAGGAAGGUUAACUCCUUUUUAUCAACUGUUUCGAGUGAUGAUCCCCCACCUCCUGGGGUGAUGCAUCACACUCCCUGA